GGUGCAUUCUCAUGUCACAACAUUGACAGACCUUCUGUUUAUCAGAGACCAGGAAUUAUUCCUUUCUGUGUUUCUCUACAGACCACAGGGGUCAAUUAAAACCCUUCUUUUAUGUUUAUAAAUCUCUGAUAGUAAAAAAAAAGAGAAGAGAUUAUUUAUAUAAAAAGAAGCAAGCAUGACUGUUUCAGCAGCUUCCCCUCCAAUCAAGAGUCGAGUCCUCAUUGCCGGAGCAACCGGUUUUAUCGGUCAAUUCGUGGCCGAAGCCAGCUUAGACUCCGAUCGACCAACCUAUGUUCUUGUCCGGCCAGGUGUUGCUACAUGCCCUUCCAAGGCCGAAGUUCUCAGAUCUCUUCAUGACAAAGGAGCCAUCAUCUUGCAGGGGCUGAUUAGUGACAGGAAAUACAUGGAGAAAAUACUUAAAGUUCACGAGAUUGAUGUUGUAAUAUCAGCAGUAGGAGGGGGGAAUGUACUGGACCAACUUGCCCUGGUAGAAGCUAUCAAGGCCGUCGGCACCAUCAAGAGAUUUUUGCCAUCAGAAUUUGGGCAUGAUGUGGUGAGGGCUGAUCCAGUGGAGCCAGGGCUGCAAAUGUACAAAGAGAAACGUGAAAUUAGACGGUUGGUCGAGGAGUAUGGCAUUCCCUACACCUAUAUCUGUUGCAAUUCAAUUGCUUCUUGGCCUUACUAUGAUAACAAACACCCUGCUCAUGCUCUGCCUCCUUUGGAACACUUCAAGAUCUACGGAGAUGGUACCGUUAAAGCUUACUUUGUUGCUGGCACUGAUAUUGGGAAAUUUACAAUGAAAACUGUGGAUGAUGUGAGAACUAUCAACAAGUCAGUCCAUUUUCGACCUUCCAACAAUUUCUAUAACAUGAAUGAGCUUGCUUCUUUGUGGGAAAAGAAAAUUGGAAGAACCCUCCCUCGAGUUACAGUCACUGAACAUGACCUCCUUGCUAUUGCUGCAGAGAAUAUCAUACCAGAAAGUGUAGUUGCAUCAUUCACACACGAUAUAUUCAUCAAGGGUUGUCAGUUUAAUUUUUCAAUCAAUGGCCUUGAUGAUGUUGAAGUGGGCACUCUAUAUCCCGAUGAACCUUUCCGUACCUUGGAUGAAUGUUUCAAUGAUUUUGCUCUCAAAUUGAAGGACAGUAAUAAGGAUGUAGGCAGCAAUGGAAAUGCUACUCCAAAUCAUGUGAUUGAAUCGCUGGCUAUAUCAGAACCUCGUGUUUGUUUGUGUGACGAAAAGAUCAGUCUUUUUGCUGGAAUAUAGGGUCUUGUAGAAGAAUGGCACAGAUACUUGUGUGUGAAGAGAAGUGAUUCAAUAAUGUUGUGCGUCAAUACCCUUUGAUUGUCUGUUUCACCUGGAUUUCCCAUGAUUUGCUCAAACAGUAAUGGAUUAACCUCUAUUUACCUAUUA
Molecule: messenger RNA, 1411 nt
Organism: Populus nigra (black poplar)
Lineage: Eukaryota; Viridiplantae; Streptophyta; Magnoliopsida; Malpighiales; Salicaceae
Product: leucoanthocyanidin reductase-like
Exons: 5
Coding region: 176-1264 (362 amino acids)
Molecular function (GO): oxidoreductase activity
Source: RefSeq, a predicted model, not a curated record